Molecule: messenger RNA, 8336 nt
Organism: Oncorhynchus kisutch (coho salmon)
Lineage: Eukaryota; Metazoa; Chordata; Actinopteri; Salmoniformes; Salmonidae
Product: metal regulatory transcription factor 1
Exons: 11
Coding region: 234-2744 (836 amino acids)
Biological process (GO): regulation of transcription by RNA polymerase II
Cellular component (GO): nucleus
Source: RefSeq, a predicted model, not a curated record
UUAUAGGGGGACUAGUGUAUCUGGGAGGGGUAUAUUUCCCAGAAUACAACACGAGGGGAGGCUGUAAUAUGACGUUUCUAUUUAAUCAUGGUACCAUUAGGGAGGAGAUGGGAAGAAAGUGCUAAGCUACCCGAAACAUAAACCAAGUCGGCAUUUGCGCUGCACCGGAACAAGUGAGCACGCUGUCCUCUGUGCACACUCACCCACCAGAGGAGGCCAGCCCAGCCGGGACCAUGAGCGAGCGUGGCCCUCGCACGGAGGCCUCCAUGUUUUUGCAGGUGGAGGUGGACCGCCUCGAGCGAGAUGACAAAGAGGACAACGAUGAAGACAAGAUGGCGCACUACGACGACGACGACAAAGAUGACGACGACCUGAUGUCGGCACCCUCGGGCUCCCGCGUCUACGACCGCACUACGGUGCUCAUCGAGCAGGACCCCAUCCGGCUGGACGAGGAGGGAGAGGAGGACCAUGGACACUGCGUCGGGGGGGACCACGACGAUGGGGGCACUUUCCUGGUUGAUGAGGAGGAGGAGGAGGAAGAGGAGGAAGGCUCUAUGACCUUCAUGGGUGACCAGGACGGCAUGUCGCAGGGAUACGUGCAUCACACCAUCUCGCCCGACCAGAUCCAGUUCAUCAUCAACCCGGGGUCCAUGGCCAUGCCACGCAACAUCGAGGGGGCCACACUCACCCUGCACUCGGAGUGUCCGGAGACCAAGCAAAGAGAGGUGAAGCGGUACCAGUGUAUGUUUGAGGGCUGCACACGGACCUACAGCACGGCGGGCAACCUGCGCACACACCAGAAGACCCACCGGGGCGAGUACACGUUUGUGUGCAACCAGUUGGGCUGCGGCAAGGCCUUCCUCACCUCCUACAGCCUGAAGAUCCACGUGCGCGUUCACACUAAGGAGAAGCCAUUUGAGUGCGACGUGCAGGGCUGCGAGAAGGCCUUCAACACUCUGUACAGACUGAAAGCGCACCAGAGACUGCACACGGGGAAGACGUUCAACUGCGAAUCGGAGGGAUGCACAAAGUACUUUACCACACUCAGUGACCUGAGGAAGCACAUUCGCACUCAUACAGGGGAGAAACCAUUCCGGUGUGACCAUGAUGGUUGCGGCAAGGCGUUUGCUGCCAGCCAUCACCUAAAGACGCACGUGCGGACACACACAGGGGAGAAGCCUUUCAAUUGUCCCAGCAACGGCUGUGAGAAAGCAUUCAGCAGCCAGUACAGUUUGAAGAGUCACGUCAGGGGCCAUGGGGACAAGGGCCAGCCCUUCAGUGUCACCCUCACUCACCCCCUGUCCGAGGAUGCAAAUCAUUCACUGUGCCUCAGUGACUUGAGCCUCAUCUCGACUGACUCUGAGCUCAGAGAAAACAUCCACAAUUCUCAGCACUUGGACUUGAACAAUGUUACCCCCGUGAGGAUCUUCGAGCUCAUGUUCCAGAGUCCGGAGAACAGUGUCAGUCAAGACGAUGCACAUCCUCACGAGAGCCUUGUCGAAGCUUUUGGCCAGGAGACUGGUCAGUCCACCAUGGGCGAUGGAUCCACCCCCAUCUCCUUCUCAUUCUCCCUUGUCCCUUCCUCCUCAUCGUCCUGUUCCCACCCACACUAUCACCCUCACUACAACACCACCUCCACCACUGUCCUGGAGGCUUCCUCCCAGCUCCCUCUUAGCCAAACCCCCUCUUCCCAACCGCCAGCAUCUCCUGCCACCAUUAGUAAUGUUACCGCAAUCAGCUCCACCCAGCCCCUUGCCACCUUCGUACCCUUACCCACUGCCAUGCAGACACCAGAUAUGCCUGCCCCCAAUGUGGCGCUGCCCGUCCAGACCACUCCAAUAGUGCCCUCUGCUGCGCCAGUAUUGGUGCCAGGCCUAGCCCUCGCCAACGCGGCUCUGGGCACUGUAGUUGCUGCCACCCCCACAGAGACUGUGCCGCUGCAGGCCGUGGUUCACACACACACCGUGCCUUUGGCCAGCAACACCAACCCUGCCCUGGCUCCCCCAGCCUCUGCCCCCACCAUCGCCCCAAGUCACAGCCACACCCAGAGCCUGCUGCAGCCCAGCAUCGUCAUGUCCGACCAGAACCUGCAGUGGAUCCUUAACACCGCUGCCAACAGCCAACAGAACCCAGAGCAAGCGCCACACGGAGGUCCAAAAGUGGAGAAGGUCUUCUUUACCACAGCCAUACCAGUAGGAGGCAAUUCAGGCAACUCUGUCCAGCAGAUCGGCCUCAGCCUGCCCGUCAUCAUCAUCAAACAGGAGGAGUCCUGCCAGUGCCAGUGUGCCUGCAGGGACUCUUCUAAAGACAAGCUCUCGAACAAGAGCAGCAACGCCUCGGCAGCACCACAACAACAGCCCACAGUGCUCCCCGCUCCUCUACCACCCUCCGCUCCCGUGGCACUGCCCUUUUCCCCCGUACUCCCCCCGGCACCCUCUUCCCCCUUGUGCUGCCUCCCACCGCUCACCUCGGAAGUGAACGAGUCCCCUCCUCUUCCCCAAACAGGAGCGGUACUAGGACCGGGUAGCCCCUCGACCUCUGUACAGACGUUCCCCCCAGGGGUGACCACGGCGACCACCAACCCCCCUCCUAUCACGUCCAUAGUGGCCAAACCAUCCGUGUCGGAAUUCCUGUCCCUGCAGAGCCCCGAGAGCACGGCCAACAUCGAGGCUCUGCUACUGGUGACCAGCAAUGAUGACUUCACUCUGGCCACCGCUGGCACUAGCACCACCACCAACCCCUAGUGGACACUCAGGCUUCGUCCCUAUUCUCCACUCUUCUCUUGCAUACUCCCAGUCAUGGAUUUAAAAGCAUUUUUGUGUAAGUGUUGGGCAGAGGGAGUUUCUACCAUUGUUAAAUUAAAGGGAGUGUGCAUAUGCACAUAUUAGGAGAGGAUAUAGAAUCAGGACGCAGCCGUACUAGCCGAUUUACCCACUACGCAUCCGCUUUUCAAGUAUUGUAAGUGAAACUUAAUGAGGGGGCUUAUUUUGAAAAAGCAGCUAAAUGCAUGCCAGUCAAGAAAAGUGUUCUUAAUUAGCUGGUUCUCCAUCAAACAAGACAAGGUCCUAAGCACUGAUCAUUUGAAAGGCCCGAGGAACUAUUGUGUGCUUCUAAUAUGGCGUGAAGCUGAUUCCUGAGAGCAACAAAACAUUGUCUAUAUCCAUGUACUGUACAAUAGUUCUUAACUGUAACUAUUAUGAUUAGUUGGUAAGUGAUUGACCAGAAUGCACUGCAUGUGAAGUGAAUUGGAAUUUCAUCAACUAUAUUUCCUACAAGGAAUUAGUGUUGCCAUUCCCUUAAAAGCAAUGUCUUGCUAAUGCCAUAAUGUGAAGAGUAAUUUCCAGUGUUUUACCUAAAUUAGCUAGUGUAGUCCAGAUCAUUGUUUUGUCUUUUGUCUCACUUUGUUUGUUUUUGUCUUUCUUUACAGGCAUAUUUACUAAUUGAAAAAGAUAUUGCCUGUGACGCAAUUUGCUUGCCUUUUAAAUAUAAUUUAGAAGUAAAUGCAUUAGUAAUAAGCCUAUAACUUAAUAUUUAAUUUGUCAAUAAUAUUUUAUUUAUUGGAGAGAAAAAAAAUCUAAAUCUCUGACCUUAGACUGUCAUCAAGUCACAGCUUAUUCAUCAUCAUUGUAAUCAUUGUUAAUUUAUUCCACUUUUCUCCCAAGGUUUCUUUUUUAGUCCCCCCCCCUGUUACUGAUUUUUGUUUUAUGGAGCCCCUCUCAGUCUGUUUCAGAAAGCUGUUUCAACACAACGCAAUUAAUUGUAUAUCAAGGUUGUCAAAAGUCCUAAAUUGAGUUUUGGUCAGCAAAACCUCUUCACAAUGAAAUCAUGAAUCAAGUAUGAAAAUAAUUGCUCACGACACUGUUUCUCUAUGAAUUAUGACGCACUCAGGGAUGCAUCAUGGCAUAUCUCAUUUAUACAGCUUGAGAUUUUCCUUUAUUUAAUAAGAGAUUGUCCAUUUUGACAUUUUAGAAGGAAACUGCCCGGAUGCCCAUCGAUUGUAGUAGCCCCCUUUUUCGGCUGCACUCUCCCCUCUUUGUGCACCGUCUAAUAUGACUAGUUAUCUGCGUUAUUACUAUGACUAUUUAAAUACCACUGCUGUCAGAAGGGGUUUCUGAAGGGCGUUGAUGAUGGUGUAAAUACAUUACAUUUAAAUAUAUGAACACUUAUUCCUUCAGAUUGUUUAAGAAUGUAUUUGUUUUGUAUAUACAUUUUGAAUAUGUAGACUUGAACCUUGGAGACUAAAGACAAUACCCCCCUGCGCUGCCCUUUGUCUUUGCAUUCUGCCCCCAUGCAGAUGCUCUCACAUCUUAUGCAGAAGAGUUUAAAAUGAAGCCUAAUAAUGGUUAGUUUUAGGGCCACUGGCUACUGUGCAGUCAACAUAGUAUUUAUUUUCAAAUGCAAGUGUAAGUAACUUAGAGUAUAUGACAAUAUUGUUUCACAUGGGACAUAAUGCAAUGAUUAUUAACAAAAAAAAAAAUAAUUGGAGAGAAGGCAUUAUGCCCAAAUAUCAUGUGUAGAGCAACCUUGCCUUACUACAGGAUAUCUCACUUGCUGUGGCUUACUGAGCAGUCUCCUUGUCUUGUCAAUCUUUGCCUAUGGCUUGAUUUGGACACGCUGCUUGAUCACGUUCUCCUGUUUAUCUAGUCUUGUUCAAUGCCUUUUAGCAGCUGUCUACAAGUGGACAAAAUUACAUUGAAAAGAAAUGCUUAAUUUUUUUGAUUGAAGAUUUAACAGAUAAAUGUGCCAACAAAUCAAAUGAUCCCAAUUAUUAUUUUUAUGUAAUUUAUUUGUGAAGAUGUUACUGCAGAAAUAUACUGUAGAUUGAAAUUGUUUCUCUUGAUUCUUUGUAGUACUGUAUUGGAGACAACUUAUUAAUACUUUAUUUUACAGAUCACUACAUCAAUGUUGUAGUUGGAAAUUAGAAUUACAUCAACAUUUUAAUUGCUACUUCACAGGCAUUGAUUGACAGCAGCUAUCAUGAUCUAUUAUUUAGCAUGUAAAGGGUGACCGAGAUCCAACCUAGGCGUCAUCAUGUAUCAUAGGAUAACAGAGCACGCAGGAAAUCUUUAUCUGGCAGACCUGAGUAGGAGAAAUGUGUAAACUAACAUGGGCUUUGCCCUUUUCCUGUUUUGAGAUUUAACUGAUACCAAAACUUGAUGAUAACCUGGAAUAUUGAUUAAUGUAGUUAGCACUUAAAAUUGGGUCCACUAGAUUGUGAAUUGUGAUUUGAGAUUGUGGGGCGGCAGGGUAGCCUAGUGGUUAGAGCGUUGGACUAGUAACUGAAAGGUUGCAAGUUCAAAUCCCCAUGCUGACAAGGUACAAAUCUGUCGUUCUGCCCCUGAACAGGCAGUUAACCCACUGUUCCUAGGCCGUCAUUGGAAAUAAGAAUUUGUUCUUAACUGACUUGCCUAGUUAAAUAAAGGUAAAAUUAAAAAUUAUUAAAUAAUUAGUUUCUUAUUGAUAUUUAUACUAAAUACAAAUAUUAACGCAACCAUUUUUAAAAGAUUUUACAGAGUUAGUUCAGAAAAGGAAAUCAGUAAAUUUGAAAUAUAUUCAUUAGGCCCUAAUGUUUGGAUUUCACAUGGGUGGGCCUGGGCCCACCCACUGGGGAGCCAGGCCCAGCCAAUCAGAAUGAGUUUUUCCCAACAAAAGGGUUUUAUUACAGAUCUAAAUAAUCAUCAGCUGUCUCGGUGGCUGGUCUCCGUCAAUCCCACAGGUGAAGAAGUUGGAUGUGGAGGUCCUGGGCUGGCGUAGUAACACGUGCUUGGACGUAUUGCCAAAUUCUCUAAAACGAUGGAUGUGGCUUAUGGUAGAGAAAUGAACAUUCAAUUCUCUGGCAACAGCUCUGGUGGCCAUUUCUGCAGUCAGCAUGCCAAUUGUGCGCUCUCUCAAAACUUGACAUCUGUGGCAUUGUGUGCCCAGCAUAAGGUGCACCUGUGUAAUGAGCAUGCUUUUAGUCAGCUUCUUGAUAUGCCACACCUGUCAGGUGUAUGGAUUGACUUGGCAAAGGAGAAAUGCCCACGAACAGGGAUGUAAACAAAUUUAUGCACAAAAUUAGAGAGAAACAUUUUGGGAGUAUGGAACAUUUCUUGGAUCUUAUUUAUUUUCAUGAAACAUGGGACCAACACUUUACAUGUUGCAUUAAUAUUUUUGUUCAGUAUAGGUAUUCCCCCUGACAAUGCUGGUCAAUAACUAAAUGUAUUGUAAAUAUGAAUCCUGACCCACCCUCUUACUGCCCUCAACAUGUUCACCUCCAAUUCGAUGCAUACCUUUUUAAAGAAAAUAUCUAUGCAAUGAUUUGACUGCAGUUUUCCUUAAAGUACAAAAUGCAAAAAAAAAAACUUACCAACCUUUUACGUCAAUGUCUUGGUCCAAGUAAUUCUGUUAAAUCAAUAUUCAGGUUUGCUAAUGUCAACUUUGAAGGCUCAACUUUCUCAUUUGUGAAGCUCCAUGUACGUAACCAUUUUUGCUCACCAAUCUUUCAGUAUUCAACUUAGCGGUAUGACCAACUUAGCAUCCUAUUUUGAUCACCAUGAUCAUCCAUUUUAUGUGAAGGUCCAAUUUAUUAUGUGUGAUGUAUCAUGUUUGAGGUGGGGCUGUGAGCCUGGGCAUUGAAAUGUUUUUUUAUUUUUUAUUAUUACCCCCAUUGCUUUCCAUUGAAUUGUCUCUUUUUAAUUUUUUUAUUUUAAUAUUUUUUACAUGUACUUGUUUUGCCUCCCAUGUGAGUUACCUGGUUAAACACUAACUGGAUUUGCUUCGGGAAAAAAUUACUACAAUAUGAUUCUGUUGUAAGAAUUAUUUGUGUCAAAUGUUGUACGCUGCAUCUUUUUUUAAGUUUUGGGUGAAAGACAAUCAUAUUUUCUUGUGUUCUCAUACUGUAUGUGCUGUUUUUGCUCAAGUCAUCUCAAUUAACUUUACGUUAAUCUGUAAGGGUGAUACAAAUUUGGACCCGAUUUGUUAGACCCAUUGUUAGAAUUGAAAGUGCUGGUUCUACCUUUGCUAGAAGAUACUGACCCUACUGUUAAGCUUGUUUACACUGAGCUGCACUAGACUCAAAAUGCAAUCAUGAUUACAUUAAGGCACUGGAGCCAGCACAAGAUAUGGGUGGGAAAACAUACCUCAAUGCAGGGAUGGGAUUUGCCACUGUACUCCAAAAAACUGCCCUUUUCAUCCUCAUGCUAGCUAGCAGUAGCCACAGCAGCCAUUGUGGAAUGGCACAGAUACCCACUAGUUACCACAACCACAAAUUGGGUGUAUUGUAAAACGUCAUGAAAACAAGCUUUCUUACUGUAAAGAAAGGUUUAGGCAUAAGAUUAGCAUUGCGGUUAAGUUUAGGUUUAAAAUUUCAUUUUGGGGAGAGAAAUGGAAGAAAUAGGUGGGGUUUAUGACUGAAUUCAUGAAAACAAAAAAUGUGAUUUUCUUAAUUUAAGGUAGCAGUGUGAUUAGGUUUAAAAUCACAGUUUGAGAAGAGAAAGGGCAGGGUCUAUGUCUGUAGUAGCUAGUAAUGACCAAGGGCACGUCACAUUGAACAAAAAAAAGCUAGCUGAUUGGCUGACUGCCAUUCCAAAAUGGCUAUGGGGAAUACUGCUAGCUAGCAGGAGCACAAAAAUUAUAAAACUAGCAAUAUAUCAAUCUUCUCUGUGGAUCUGUGUAAAGAUAAAAUUGAGUACAGUAGAAUAUCCCAGAGGUACGUUUUCCGACACUUACCUCGCACGAGCUCCGCAGUGGCCAGAGCAGCAGGUAGCCUAGCGGUUAAGAGUGUUGGGCCAGUAAUCGAAAGGUCGCUGAAUCGAACCCCAAGCCAACCAGGUGAAAAAUCUGUCUGUGCCAAUGAGCAAGGCACUUAGCCCUAAUUGCUCUGGAUAAGAGUGUUUACUACAUUACUAAAACGUAAAUGUAACCAUGGUUCUGACCCCAGUAGAGCUGUUUAAACAAGGGUUGAGUCUGUCAUGUUCAGCCUUUAUGGAAUAGAUUUUACUUAACCUUUAGGUUAAAUUGUCAGGCGAAUAACAGCUCAAAUGGGGAUUUAUUUUGUAGCCAAUGGUCAGAUGCUUAGAAUGGUGAGUUCAUAGGUGCAAAACACUGGCGGAGGUUUUGAAAAAGUAGUUUGUAUUUUGGAAUUCUGUUCAUAGUUAAGUACACAUGAUUAUUUGAGCACUCAAUAUGUAAAAUGAGGGUGAAACUUAAUAAUCCGGAGGAAUGUCUUCAACACCCAAAGAGUGAGAAGUUGUGAAGGAUUUCUAUUUUUAAAAGAAUGUAUCAUGUGAAAUUGGUUUGCUUACCCUUGUUUUGUAUGAAGUAGUAUUGUAUAAUAAAGCAAGUACUUUUUGAAUUGA